CAUAAUUCACAUCCAGCCAUCCAUGAAACACACUUUUAAUAAAGAGAUGCUUUUGGAGACACAAUACAUUAUGUUAAUGAGCACAUGGUGACCUAUAAAUUCUCUUUCAUUAUGUUAUGUGUUAGUGUCUGAAUUUGAACAAAAGGUAAAUUCAUUGCAUUCAUUUUGGGGGCACGUCCAGCAACGCCCAAUCUAUUCAUUCUUGUUCAGCACACUGUAAAAAAAAUCCAUUAAAGAAUGGAUAAUGUACUGGCAGAAAAUUACCAGGACAUUAUCCAGUAAUUUUACAGACAUUUCCGUUAACCCUAAAACACAACGAAAUGAAGUUUAAAAUACAGGUAAAACACCUGUAAAAAAUUAAAUACAGAAAAUCCUGUCAAAUGAAUACAGUACAUUCUGCCGUAUUUUUACGGAUGUUUUUAAGAGUGCAGAGCUAUACAUAUUUUGUAAUUUUUUCACUGAAUUUCAGUUUUUUAAAUGUAUAGAAAAAAAAAAAAAAAAAAAAAAUCAGUUUACAAUCAAAAGAGUUUUUUUCUUUAAGUUGAGCUUGAAUGGCCAAAUUAGGACCCUCCCCUUUUUAAUGGGACAAACAAACCUGAACAAUUAACCAUCAGUCUGAAAGUUAAACAGGCUGGAGAAAACUAGUGCCAGGCAUUUGGCAUGAGAAUAUCAUGAAGGUUAGUGAGCCUCAGCUACGACUGCUAAAAAUAUAAACAAUAAAAAUAUCUUUAUGUGAUAACAAACAAAACUUGUCAAGCUAUGAAGCAAAAACAAAGAAAUGCUCUUGAUUCGGGUCAUGGUGCUGAGAUGGGUCCGGAGGAACACAGAAGACUUCAGGAGAACAUCCAACAGUGGAAUUCCAACCGACUCAGCCUGUUUGAGAUCACUGAACCUGAUGAGGACUCUGUAUUCCAUGGAGUUGUUCGUUUCUACCUCCAAGACCAUAUUUCAGGGAACUGUGCCACCAAAUGCAUUUGUAUCUCGAGCACUACUACCGCACAAGAGGUCAUUGAAACCCUGCUGGAGAAGUUUCAGUGUGAUGGGACCCUAAAUCCUUUCCCAUAUUCAUUAUAUGAGGUCUUAAAAAAUCAAGAGGAAAGACAACUGGACCUUUCAGAAAAGCCCUUGGUGGUUCAACUCAGCUGGAGUAAAGAUAAAGAUGGCCGAUUUGUCUUGAGGAAUGACACUUGUGUAACUUUACAGAAUGGCUGUCUGGAAAAUAAGGAAAAGGUUGGAGUAAUCAAGAAUUUUAAAAGGACAUUUUCAAGGAAAGAGAAGACUAAAAAGAAAGAGAUGAAAAACGUUUCAUGCAGUCACUCAUUGGAGAAUGAUGUCUCUGAAAGUAAAACAAACAGCAUGACACAAGACUACUUGGAAGUGAAAUGGAAUCUUCCACUCAGCAUUUCUUUAAAGGAAAAAGAUGAGGAUUCUUUCUUGCUUGCUGUGAUAAAUGACAUCAACAGCUCCACAAUUCACUUUAAGCUCUCGCCUGCAUAUGUGUUUUAUCUGGUUGGACGAUUUUUAACCAGUCAACCCGGGCAGAGGAAUAAACCUCACCAACAGACUGAACAGAAGCUUUGCAGUAUAUUUGACAAGAUUGUAAGCUUGAUUCAAGACGUCAUUGAGAAACAGAGGAACAUCGCAGGGGCUCUUGCCUUCUGGAUGGCCAACACAUCCGAGCUCCUGAACUUUGUCAGACGAGACAGAGAUCUGUGUCCAAUCACACUCCAGGCUCAAAACAGUCUUGCUCAACUUGAGCAUCAGGCUUUCAGGUACCUGUCACAUCGGCUUCAGGUUGAUCUUGAAAACCACUUGCCUGCAUUCUUUGCUGAUGUAAAAAAGGAAACAGCUCAGGCAAAAGAAAUAGAAGGCAUCUUGAACACUCUCAUAAAGACCAUGAGUUUGCUCCGAAGAUGUCGGGUCAACCCUGCUCUGAGCAUCCAGCUCUUUUCUCAACUCUUUCACUUCAUGGGGGCCUGGAUCUUGAACCGGUUCACUGCACCGGGAUCAAAGCUGUGCUCAAACUACUGGGGCAAAAUUCUACGGCAGCGUCUGAGACACGUAGAGGCCUGGGCAGAAAGACAAGGGCUGGAGCUGGCUGUUGACUGCCAUCUUAGUCGUAUAAUCCAGGCGACAAUUCUCUUGACCAUGACUUCUUCCUCUACACGAGAUGCCUUGAUGAUUCAGUCCACAUGUUACAAGUUGAACUCUCUACAGCUAAGAGCACUGAUGAGCAAAUAUCACUACGCCCCAAAUCAACCCCACUUUCCAGACGCACUGAUAGAACGUGUAGCCGGCUUGGCAGAGACCUCAACAGACAUUCUGAGAGGAGAGGGAGGAGAAAUCCGACUGGAAGAGGAAUUAGAGCUUCACCUGCCUUUCCUGCUGCCUGAGGAUGGUUAUUCAUGUGAUUCCAUGCGUGGCAUUCCGAAGGGAUUUCAGGAGUUUUUAGAGCCCAUCUGUCGCAAAGGUCUCUGCAAAUUAAUUCCUCAUUCCAACUGUGUUGGGACUUGGACCAUUUUUUUUGACCAGUCAGAUUGUUCCACGGAGAGUUCAACUUGGAAACCUGAUCCAGUGAAAAUAACUCUAAAGAAACCUUUGCAUGGUGGAAUGGGAGUGAGCAUUGUAGCAGCCAAGGGGCCUGGACAGGAGAAGCUUGGCAUUUUUAUCAAAUCUGUCGUCCAGGGAGGAGCAGCAAAUGUGGAUGGCAGACUGAAUCCAGGUGAUCAGUUACUGAGUGUGGAUGGCAAAAGUCUUGUGGGAGUGUCACAGGAAAGGGCUGCAGAGAUAAUGAUGCACACUGGAUCAGUUGUAACACUGGAAACUCUGAAGUCAGCAGCUGUACAUUAUGGUUUUCCAGGGGUAUUUACCCAGGCACCACAAACAACAUCUAAAGAUCACGAUAAUGGUGGACAGUCAAAGCAGAAGUCAAGUGUCUCUGAUCUCUGUGACAGUACUGAAUCAACAGAGUCUGCUCCAUUAAGACCACCAGAAACCUUUAGAAAUCAGCACACAAUCAGCAUACCAAACACAAAACAAAACCAGAAAUUACUCAAGAAGAAACUGGAGUAUCGUUCAAAUCCCAACCUGACAUAUAUGCCUGUUGAUUCAGUAUCCCAUGAAAAUAUAAUGUUAUCUUUCUCCUCUGACAAUUUAAUGGAUUCUGUGAAUCCCAAAAACACUCUUUUAAGCACAGAAACUCAUCACAGAGAAUAUCUGACCCUGCCAGCAUCCAAACUGCACAGCAAUAAAGUAACCAGAAUCACAGAAAAACCUCAGCGUAUUCCUGCAUUUUCCAGGGAUCUGCAAAAGAUCAACAUUAUGAAACAGGCACAUUCUCAAGACAAUCUUUGGAGUGUAGAAGGACGCCCUCUUGUGGACAGAUCAAGGUACUUGAAGAAACAGCAACAACUAAGCAAAUGGAAUAGCCUUACAACUAUAAGCCCAAUGAAUUCCAGCUUGUCCAGCAUGGGACACAAAAAUGGACUCUGGAAGGUCCCGACAACUACCCAGUCCAUGCCGCUAUCACAGCCGAAACGAAUGGAUGUUCCCUACUCGCCACAAGCCAACAGUCUUUCAUUUAGUACAUUCCGCCAGCCUGCGGAGACCCAAAUUAUGUCUCCAGCACACCAUCGGUAUCAGCAUCAGAGCAAUGUGUCACCAUCUCAAAGACCACAGCAGGUACUCAAGAAAAAAACAGUUGUCUUCCACUCGUCUGUGAAGACAUCCCAGAAUAACACACCCUCACAACGCUUAAGUGCUAAUCUUGAGCAGAAAGUGGCCGACAAGACUAGUAAGCUCCCUACUACAGACCUGCUGGAACAGGAAGUGCAGCAGCUGCAGGCCAAAGUGCAGCACACCCUACAAGAGAGUGAACGUCUGCGCAGACUCUCUCUAGAGCUGCAGUUCCAGAAGAGACUAGAGGAGUACCAGCAGAAUGGUGAUGAAGAUGAGGAUGAGGAUGAUGAGAGCCAUUCGGGGGCAGAACGGAAGUGGUUUCAGACAGGAAGUGAUGUAGUGAGUAACUGUGAGAAGAAUGCAGCUGAUCAGCAAAAGGAAGGCCACUUGUCUCAAGAGGACAGUUUGAAAGAUGGAAUCAAACAUGAAUAUAUGGGAUACGACAAGAAGUUCUCUUCUGGUGACGUCAAAAGCUUCAAAACACAGCGAGCCCCAGAGAAUCUGACCUUUAAGGAGGGUCAGCGGCUGUUUUCUUUGGCAGUGGUCACUCCCAGUAAAGUCAAAGUGUCCUGAUAAAAAGGCAACCCACCAAGAUAAUUUUUUCUGAAGGCUUCUUGUCUAUCAUUCAGACAAUGUGGUGUCUUAAAACAUAGACAGGUGACAUAGUUUAUCUGAAUUCACCACUGCUUUUCACAUAGUGCACUGUGUAAUAGAUAUAUCCUGUAGGAAUAUAUUAAUAAUAGUGGAAAUAGAAUAGUCAUCAUAGUGACUUUAAUGAUAGUUGCACUGCUUUUUCCAAUGUAUUUAGUUGAUAGCAACCUGUACAGCCUGCCAAGAUCUUCAAAAAUAAGCACACUGGAAAUAAAUAAUUCUUUAUUGCUUUAAAUAACAUUAUGCGCAAGGAUCUGCAUCAAAAAAUAAACCGUUUUCUUAUUUUA
Megalobrama amblycephala (Wuchang bream) is the source of this 4616-nucleotide messenger RNA. RefSeq names its product afadin. Gene Ontology annotation, molecular function: cell adhesion molecule binding. Gene Ontology annotation, biological process: signal transduction; regulation of protein localization. The record is from RefSeq and is a predicted model, not a curated record. NCBI's taxonomy places the organism in Eukaryota, Metazoa, Chordata, Actinopteri, Cypriniformes, Xenocyprididae. The coding region runs from base 760 to 4251 and encodes 1163 amino acids. The transcript is spliced from 23 exons. Gene Ontology annotation, cellular component: adherens junction.